CGACUGAAGAAUCAAAUAUGUCUUACGUAUCUAUUAGGGUUACUCCAAAAGUAACCAGGUCACAGGAGUUCUUGGACAGCCCCGGGGAAGAUCCAUUCAAAUGGUGGAAAGUGUACUGACUUAAUUAACCUUGCCAUACAAGUGUUUAAGUAGUCACUGCCUUGUGAGAAAGUUUUCAAGAGCAGAUAUAUCAUUGCACAUUCUCGUGUGUGUGAUGAUACCUGCCGUAGAAGACUCGGAGUGAUAAUAUGAAUUACAUUUCGCUCGAUGCAUGUGAUGAAUGUGUGACAAACAUUACUUAUUUCAGAUAACGCUCAUAGAGAAAGUCCUGCGCUGAUCAUUGCAUGAACAAUGACUUUAUAUAUCUCAUCUGUGGUGUCUUCCACGGAAACUUAGCUACUCCUGAACGCAAAUCUCUAAAUUAACUUACGUUACCUUUACUAUUUGCAUAUAGUUCAGCAAUGGCGUUUGCUGUGUGGAAGGCAUGUAUGAGAAGUCAAGUUAAAGAGUUAAGCAUUAUUGUCAGGUCUCCCAGUGUUUUACAUAAGUGUAUAACUAAGCGUUAUAUUGAAUUUAAGUUUUUUCCAGAGAAGCCACUUGAAGAAGAUGAAACCACUUCGAUGAAUCUUUGCCAGGCCAUUAACAAUGCUUUAUAUACAACUUUAAUAAAUGAUUCCACAGCAAUUGUCUUUGGAGAAGAUGUGGCAUUUGGUGGAGUGUUUCGCUGCACCCUAGACCUGCAGAAGAGAUUUGGCAAGGACAGAGUGUUCAAUACACCGAUAUGUGAGCAAGGAAUUGUGGGAUUUGGGAUUGGUUGUGCUGUUGCAGGGUCAACAGCAGUUGCAGAAAUACAGUUUGCUGAUUAUAUCUAUCCAGCAUUUGAUCAGCUUGUAAACGAAGCUGCUAAAUAUAGGUAUCGAAGUGGCAACGAAUUUGACUGUGGCAAGUUGACUGUUCGGGCACCAUGGGGUGCUGUUGGUCAUGGCUCUCUUUACCAUUCCCAGAGCCCUGAAAGCUUUUUUACACAUGCAGCAGGUCUGAAGAUUGUUAUUCCAAGGAGUCCAUUUAAGGCAAAGGGUCUGUUGUUGGCUUGCAUUCAAGACAAGGAUCCCUGCAUCUUUUUUGAGCCCAAAGUGCUAUAUCGUGCUGCUGUGGAGGAUGUUCCUGUCAGGGAGUAUACACUACCAUUGGGGAAAGCAGAUAUCUUAGUUACAGGUGAUGCUGUGACUCUUAUUGCCUGGGGAACCCAAGUGCACAUCUUGAUUGAGGUUGCAGAUAUGGUUAAGGAUCAGCUGAAGGUGCAGUGUGAAGUAAUUGAUCUUGUUACAGUCAAUCCAUGGGAUAUGGAGACAGUCUGUAAUUCAGUGAAGAAAACUGGGCGUGCAGUUGUGGCCCAUGAGGCUCCACUAACAGGUGGCUUUGCAUCAGAAAUAGCAGCUGUAAUUCAGGAGGAAUGUUUUUUGCAUUUGGAAGCACCUGUGCAGAGAGUCACUGGAUUUGAUACUCCUUUUCCGCAUGUUUUUGAACCAUUCUACUUACCAGACAAAUGGCGAUGUUUUGAUGCCAUCAAGAAAACGCUUGCUUACUGAAAGUACAAGUUUCUGCAGGUUUGACUGUGAAGAAUUUAUUUUUCUAUAUAUUUUUUUACUUAAUGUUUGUGUAUUGCAAGCUUUACCAGCCCAGGAACUAUUACAGUUGUUACCUUAGAAGUGACAGCUGAAAUUGUUUUGAAAGUGUAACUGCCAAUUUUUUAUGAAUGGAGUGCUUUGAAGUAUAUUUCUUUGGAAUAAAGCUACUGUUUUGUGUUCUUAGAUAAAUUUAAGCAGGAGGUAAAAUGUGAUAUUCUGGGGUCUGCAGAUGGAUUACUUUUGUUUGGAAUGGGGAAGAAUUGAUGGAGCAGUGGAAUUAAUCUGUUAUUGUACGUAUGGGUAACCAUUAGUCUCAUUCAGAAUGGUUUGAAAAAAAGGAGGUGCAUUAUUACCAUUGUUUUUUUAGCUUUGCCUUAGAAUAUGCCAUCAGGAAGAUAAAAAAACAGAAACAAGGAGGGAUUAGAAUUGAACGGGGCAUACCAGCUUCUGGUCUGUUUUGAUGAUGUUAAUUUGUUCGAUGAAAUCAUAUAUGUCAUUAAAAAAGAAGCUGUAUUAGUUACUGGUAAGGAAUAGUUGGUCUAGAGCAGGGGUUCUCAUCCUUUUUCACUGGCAUACCACUAAUUCUAAUUUAACACAUUAAAUGUACCAGUAACCAAAUGCAUUCAGGGAGAACUUAUUUAUGUUAAUAUUAUCUUUUGAUUUUCUUACUUAGUUUGCGUACCACUCACCAUUGGCUCACGUACCAACAGUGGUACGCAUACCAUAGGUUGAGAAAUGCUAGUCUAGAGUAUGCACAGAGAAAAUGAAGUAGCUGUUUGUGUAUAUGUUCAUUUCUCAAAAUAUAGGACAAAAUUAUUAUUUAAAAGCGGCUUAUAAAUCCCUUAAAAAAUGUGGUAAAUAUUUAGGAUCGACAGUAACAAAUCAGAAUUUUGUUCAUGAAAGCAUUAAGAGAGACUGAAUGUGUUGAAGCCUUGCUACCACACAGUUCAGAAUCUUUUGUCUUACUUUCUGCUAUUUAAAAAUGUAAAGACAAAACUUUAAUUUGACCUUUUGUUUUCUAUGGGUGUGAAACUUGGUCUCUCACUUUCAGAGAGGAAUACAGAUUGAGAGUGUUGUUUGAGCACAGGGUGUUUAUCAGAAUAUUUUGACCAAGCAGAAAGAAGUAACAGGAGGCUGGAGAAAAGUGCGUAAUGAGAAAUGUCGUAAUUUAUAUAUUAUUCACCAGAACACUAUUGACAGUUGUUAUGGGUGUGGUUGUUAUAAUUCUUAUGUACACACAGUACCUGAUUUACAUCAGGGAUAUAUUAUUCAGUGGUGAAUGCUUGGUUCUGGCUAGUAGUGCACCACCAAAUCACAAAAAUUAGAGUAUCAGAGAAGUGUUUUACUAUGCAGCAUGACAGUGGCAUGUUAUUAAAAUACCUUAACAUUGUAGUGUAAUUGUUGAGGGGUUUAAUAACAUUGCAUUUCAACAUUACCAAACUUCUAGACCAGGAUUUGCCACUGAUACUUGUAUAAAUGGUUAUGUAUGUGACGAUUUUGUUAAAAGAGAGAUUCUAGUUUGUACUUGUUGAAAGUGAUAUAUGGACAGAAAAAAUGCUGAACAAAAUUGAUUCCCCUGUGGAUUAAUGUUGUAGUGAAAGAAUGCACAUUUGACCAUCUGUACAUUAUUUGGUUGUGAUUAUAUUUAUGUUUUGAAUUUUUAAAGUUUUUAAAAUGGAAUAUACUUAUGAUGGCUCAUUUAGCAUCCAUGAAAACUACAAGAUUUAGAAAUUAAUAUUUGAAAAUAAUUAGCUGUUUAGGCACUAUCAUUAUUUCCCCACUGAUACUACUCAUUUGCAAAACCUGAAGUUCAUUUUUUGAUAGAACUGAGCUAUUGAUACCAUUACAAUUACCAGGGGUAAAUGCAUUGUUUCCCACAAGAACCACUUCAAUCAAAAUCUUUAUUGUGUAUUUGCAGCCUUAUCUUUUGUUUGUUUCCCUUAAAAAUUACAAGAGUACUGGACUUGUUAUUAUUUUGGUUUAUGUUUUGACCAUUAAGGUGCCACUGUAUCCCACAGCAACUUACAGGCCAGCCUAACAGUGAAAAAAGCAACAUAACCUCCAGUCAAUGGUAUUAUGUAGGUACUUACAAAAUUUCAUGAGUCCAAAAAAAACUUCAGCUUUCAACUCUAGAUGCAAUAGGGAUAAUGGUUUCACUCUGAGCCACUCCUGGUUUUCUGUGACAAAACUGCUGUCCACCCAGAAGCCCAAGCCAGCAAGAGCGAGCACUUGACCUCAACUGCUGGUUCCUGUUGGUCAGCGCAAAACAAAGCGACAGACGGGCCACCAGCAACAUCAUGCUACUACCUCCCGUCCACCGCCAGUUCCCAUCGGCGAUUGUGCUACAGAGGACCAGUUUUGUCAUGCAGCUGCCCUGAGGAUGAGAGCAGAUAUGGCUCUCAAAAUGUUGGCAGGAGAUAUGGUUUAUUCACCAUUCAGCCACGUGAUGUGGCUUGUAGCCCGAGUGUCUUCCAUCAAGUUUAAUGAUGAUGUUUAAUGUCCAAAUGAUGUUAAUGAUAUGUGAACAUGAUCAUGAAUGAUGGGUAUUUAAAUGUUAUACAAGGUGUCAUACAAGGUAUCCUGACUUGGAUUUUUUAUUGUUUUCCCAAGUCCCAGGUAAAUUUCAGGAUAGCUUAUCCUUCCAAGUCCAUACCAACCCAUUGUUUGUAGUUAUUUUGCUAGCUUUUUGAAAUGGUGUGUAUUAUCUGUAAUGUGCAUUACUUAAGAAAAGAAUUUUGCAUGUAUCAUGCAUGAUGACAAAAAUAAAAACUGCAUGGUUUGAAA
Zootermopsis nevadensis is the source of this 4412-nucleotide messenger RNA. It is a transcript of the gene BckdhB, whose product is annotated as Branched chain keto acid dehydrogenase E1 subunit beta. Gene Ontology annotation, biological process: response to nutrient; branched-chain amino acid catabolic process. Gene Ontology annotation, cellular component: oxoglutarate dehydrogenase complex. The record is from RefSeq and is a predicted model, not a curated record. NCBI's taxonomy places the organism in Eukaryota, Metazoa, Arthropoda, Insecta, Blattodea, Termopsidae.